GCCGCACCAGGUUACGGUUCUCGCCCGGAGGCUGCGCUUCUGUCGAGGGACAGAGAUUCUUUCCUCUCUAGUUUCUGCCAGGCCGAUUUGGUGGGGAUGUCAGGAAAGGUGGGGAGGAGGGUGUGGGGGGAGUGGCAGGGCAGAGGCAUGGAGGGCAAAGACACCUCAUGAUGCUUGUACCAGAGCCUGGGGUCUGAGUCCUGUCUGCGCCCAACUUGCUGUGUGGCCGCAGGUGUGGUACCCACGAGAAAUGAAUGCCACGCCCGUUAGUGAACAGACUACCUGGUGAAGUGGUGAGCUCAUCGUUAGCGGAGGCAUCCAAGUGGCCACCCGUCAGGGAUGCGGAGGAGGCCACCCGGGUCUGGUCCGGGGCUGCCCCCGGGCGAGUCUCAGCCUCCUUCAGGCGGGAGGCAAGCCUGCGGCUCCCUGCCUGGCGAGACGCCGAACCCUUGGCUUCCACACCUGCCGGUCCGCAGGCGCCGCCGGGAGCGCCUUCCUUCCUUCCCACGCGACUCUGCGCCAUGUGGGAGACUUUGCAUCCUAUUCCAGAUGCUGGCAAACAAGAAGGAGAGGAAGAGGAGGAGGAAGGUGGCAUGGGGCCGUGUCUGCCAGUCACCCCAAAGAACUGCCUUCCACGGCGGGGUAUCAGCGUCCUGGAGAAGCUCAUCAAAACCUGCCCGGUGUGGCUGCAGCUGGGUCUGGGCCAGCUGGAGGCAGCCAGGAUCCUGCAGCAGGAGGCGGCUGGGAUGUUCCUGGUCUGCCGGGACAGCAGCUUGAAGCACCUGGUGCUCUGUGUCCACUUCCCUUCCCUGACUGAUGGCUCAUCCGAGGUGCUCGAAUACACCAUUAAAGAAGAAAAAUCGAUACUGUACCUGGAAGGCUCGGUUCUUGUGUUUGAGGACAUCUUCCGACUGAUUGCAUUCUACUGUGUCAGUAGAGACUUACUGCCCUCCACGCUGAGGCUACCCCAAGCCAUCCUUGAGGCCCACAGCUUCACAGACCUGGAGACCAUCUCCAACCUGGGCCUGGGCUUCUGGGACUCCUCACUGAACCCCCGGCGAGGAGGUGGGAGCCCAGCGGAGCCCCCAAGAGACCCAGCCCCCGGAGCACCGCCAGCCUCCAGCCUCAAGUCCAGCACCCAUUACCAAAACUGCUCCUGUGAAAUCGAGCUGUCCGUAGGAAAUGACCGCCUGUGGUUCGUGAAUCCCAUUUUCAUCGAGGACUGCGGUGGCAGUGCCCUGCCUGCCGACCAGCCACCCCCUGAAAGCUGCCCCUCACGUCCCCUGCCUCCCCCUUCCAAGUGGGCCCCUCGCCGCCCAGCACCCCCUCCCCCAGGACCCCCUCUCCAUCCCUCCUGCCCCCUCCGGUCUCCUCCAGCCCCCGUUCCUGCUCUGGCCUGUCCUUUGCCCAGAUCCCUCCCGGUGGCUGCUCCCCCUCCUCCUCCCCCGCCUCCAGACCCCCUUCCUCCCGCACCCCCAGAGUCCACCCCCCACCCCGCACCCCAUGCCCCAGGACCCCCAGACCAUCCAAGCCAGCCACCCAUGACAGCCUGUGAGAGGCUUUCACGCCCCCCCACGGGCCUGGGCCCCCUCAGGGAGGAAGAGAUGAAGCCAGGGGCAGCCCCUAGCCCCUUGCAGCAGCCCCCUGCCCCUCCAACCCCCGUGAAGAAGAACCUCCCGGCGGCUCCUCCCAGACGCCGCAUCUCUGAAAAGGUCUCCCUGGAGGACCAGAGUGCAGGGAAGACGGACAGGGGGAUGGCGGCAGAGGGGGACCAGCUGGGUGUUUCCAGGACCCCCACACUCAGCCUGCCUCCCCAGGGGACUUCAGACAGUCCUGGGGACGGGCCUCCGAGGACCGCAGAGCAAGGUCAGGAAGCAGCAGCCAAAGCCAGUGAUCCGGGCAGCAUGCCAGAGCCGCCGAGGAAGAGCCGACAGCCCCCAGUCCCGCCCCCCAGGAGGAAACGGAUCUCCCGGCAGCUGGCCUCCGGGCUCAGGAGCCCCUCGGAGAGCACGGAGCCUUCCCCAAAGGGGGAGGCCCCUGACAGACCCACGCCCGGUCCACUCAGAGAAGGCCAAAGCCCCGUCCCCCAAGCCCGGACUCAGAGCCCGCUCGCCCCGUCUGGUGCCCGACCCCAGAGCACUCCGGAGUUCAAGGGCUCCCUGGCCUCCCUCUCGGACAGCUUGGGAGUGCCCGCCUCGGCCACUGACCAGGACUCCUACUCGACCAGCAGCACGGAGGAGGAGCUGGAGCAGUUCUGCGGCUCCGGGGGGAAGAAGAAGCCCUCGGUGAUCCUGGGCAAGGCGCGCCACCGCCUCAGCUUCGCGAGCUUCACCAACGUCUUCCACGCCUUCCUGUCCAACAACCGCAAGCUGUACAAGAAGGUGGUGGAGCUGGCCCAGGACAAGGCCUCAUACUUCGGGAACCUGGUGCAGGACUAUAAAGUGUACAGCCUGGAGAUGAUGGCGCGCCAGACCUCCAGCACCGAGAUGCUGCAGGAGAUCCGCACCAUGAUGACCCAGCUCAAGAGCUACCUGCUGCAGAGCACCGAGCUCAGGGCCCUAGUGGACCCCAGCCUGCACUCCGAGGAGGAGCUAGAAGCGAUUGUGGAGUCAGCCCUGUACAAGUGUGUCUUAAAGCCGUUGAAAGAAGCCAUCAACUCGUGCCUGCGUGAGAUCCACAGCAAGGACGGCUCGCUGCAGCAGCUCAAGGAGAACCAGCUGGUGGUCCUGGCCACCACCACCACCGACCUGGGCGUGACCACCAGCGUGCCGGAGGCGCCCGUCAUGGAGAAGAUCCUGCAGAAGCUGGCCAGCAUGCACAAGGCCUACUCGCCGGAGAAGAAGAUCUCCAUCCUGCUCAAGACCUGUAAGCUCAUCUAUGACUCCAUGGCCCUCGGCAACCCAGGCAAGCCCUACGGCGCAGACGACUUCCUGCCUGUGCUCAUGUACGUCUUAGCCCGCAGCAACCUAACGGAGAUGCUUCUCAACGUGGAGUACAUGAUGGAGCUCAUGGACCCGGCCCUGCAGCUGGGCGAGGGUUCCUACUACCUGACCACCACCUACGGGGCCCUGGAGCACAUCAAGAACUACGACAAGAUCACGGUGACCCGGCAGCUGAGCAUGGAAGUGCAGGACUCGAUCCACCGCUGGGAGCGCCGGCGCACGCUCAACAAGGCCCGGGCCUCGCGCUCCUCCGUGCAGGACUUCAUCUGCGUGUCGUACCUGGAGCCCGAGCAGCAGUCGCGGACGCUGGCGUCGCGGGCCGACACGCUGGCCGAGGCGCUGUGCGCUCAGUGCGCGGAGAAAUUCGAGGUGUCGCAGCCCCAGGACCACCGGCUCUUCGUGCUGGUGGACGGGCGCUGUUUCCAGCUGGCGGAUGAGGCGCUGCCGCACCGCAUCAAGGGCUACCUGCUGCGGAGCGAGCCCAAGCGCGACUUCCACUUCGUGUACCGGCCCCUGGAUGGCGGCGGGGGCGGCGGGGGCCCGCCCUGCCUCGUGGUGCGGGAGCCCAACUUCCUGUGAGCGGGGGUCCCGGCCCCUCCGGUGGCGGCGGUCCAAGACUGGCCCGCGGCGGCGGAGAAGCGGAGAAGCGGGCGGACCGGCUCCCGCUCGCUCACCCCGCCCCCCGCCCCCCGAACACACGCGCACUCCCAUCGUGGAUCGGACACCCAGCUGUCACCCUCGCUUGCGGCACAGUGAGCGUGCUGGGGCCUGCACAGCAGAAGAGUUGUGAAGAUCCCAGGAGGAGCGCUGAGAAGCAAGUUCUUCCUCAGCCAGAAAGGGAAACUGAGGCUCGGAGAGAGAAAGGACUCUCCAGCCAGCUGCAGCAAACAGAGCCCUAGCGGGGCGCCCUGUUCACUCACAGCCCAACCCCCCAGGCCCACCCAGUCCUCAGUCUUCUCUGGGAGGGGCUGACUGUCCCCAGGACUGUCCUUAGGAGGAGCGGCCCGGCCACAGCCGCCCACCGCGCCCCGGGAUGGAGCUGGGAUGUUUUGGACCCUCCCUGCGUCUCAGGAACAUUUCUCAGGGGACGAGCCCCCCAUCCCUGCACUGGAGACUGCCCUCAGCUGCCCGUGCCCCCAGUGUCUCCCCCCCCAGUUUCCGAGUCCCUCCAGAAGCAGCCAGACAAACACCAGGUCCACCAAGCAAAGGCCGGCUCAGUGUCUACAAGGACAAGUUCAGCUCCGGCCCCAGGAGACACUGAUGCAGCCCUUUCCCUGGUGGCCAUGCCCCAGGGCUGUAGCAAUGCAGCCUGAGAAGUCGUGUGGGGUGAACUUAAUAAAAGCCUUUUUUAAAAUGGCA
Molecule: messenger RNA, 4301 nt
Organism: Hyaena hyaena (striped hyena)
Lineage: Eukaryota; Metazoa; Chordata; Mammalia; Carnivora; Hyaenidae
Gene: RIN3
Product: Ras and Rab interactor 3
Exons: 11
Coding region: 255-3521 (1088 amino acids)
Biological process (GO): vesicle-mediated transport; signal transduction
Cellular component (GO): endocytic vesicle; cytosol
Molecular function (GO): guanyl-nucleotide exchange factor activity; small GTPase binding
Source: RefSeq, a predicted model, not a curated record